Molecule: messenger RNA, 5130 nt
Organism: Mizuhopecten yessoensis (Yesso scallop)
Lineage: Eukaryota; Metazoa; Mollusca; Bivalvia; Pectinida; Pectinidae
Product: dehydrogenase/reductase SDR family member 1-like
Exons: 11
Coding region: 342-1292 (316 amino acids)
Source: RefSeq, a predicted model, not a curated record
GUGUGUGAGAGAGAGAGAGAGAGUAUUAUGAUUAAUCAUUCAGUGAUACACCUUGUGAAUGCUCUCUAUUUUUGUGAUUUAAAUGUCUAUCCUUCAGUAAAGAGGACCUCGCGUACUGUACUGUCCGUAUCAGUCGCCACAAGACACACUCACAACGGAGUUAAGCGGGAAGUUUCAAGCUAAGGAAUACUCCACCACACCUUGGUCACUACACCAUACCUGUUUGGUGAGAUGUUAACGCAGAAUUGAUCGAUGGACUAACUUGGUUUGAGAAACUAUAGGGAGUCUGCUGCCUACUGAGGCCGAUACCAGGUGAGUGAAAGAAGACACAAGAUUUUACAAUGUCUCUAAAGGGGAAGGUGUGUGUUGUGACGGGAGCUAGUCGUGGGAUCGGGAAAGGUAUCGCCCUACAGUUAGGGAAGGCUGGAGCCAUUGUAUAUAUCACAGGCAGGACCCUUACUAGUUCUGGUGACGUGACAGGAUCUCUAACAGACACAGCACGGGAGGUAGAAGAACGAGGAGGCCGAUGUAUCCCUGUACAAUGUGAUCACUCGAAUGAUGACGACAUUGUUGAAUUGUUCGACACCAUUAAAAAACAACAAAAUGGUCAGCUGGACCUGUUGGUCAACAAUGCUUACGCGGCCGUUAAGAUGAUAUCCGAAAACAAGGGGAAGUCUUUCUGGGAACAACCCAUGUCGAUGUGGGACACUGUUAACAUCGUCGGACUGAGGAACCACUACAUGUGCGCUAUCCACGCGGCACGACUGAUGGUUCCCCGGCGGUCAGGACUGAUAGUCAAUGUUUCGUCCGGGGGAGGACUAAAAUACCUAUUUAACAUACCGUACGGCGUGGGUAAGGAAGCUUGCGACAGAAUGGCGGCGGACUGUGCUGUUGAGCUGAGGCGCCACAAUGUGGCGUUCGUCAGUCUGUGGCCGGGAGCAGUGCGGACAGAGUUCACAAACCAGCUCUCACAGUCAGCUGAUUCAGCUAAGACAAAGAAAUCCGGAAUUAACUUUGCUGAGGGAGAGACAACGGAAUACGCUGGUAAAGCCGUGGUCAAUUUACUAUCAGAUAAAAACUUGAUGAGCAAGAAGUCUGGUAAAAUCCAUCUGACAAGUGACCUGGCGUACGAGUAUGGGUUUACAGACAUUGACGGCCGUCAGCCGCCUUCAAUUCGCCAGCUAAGUUUUCUUCUUGGUCAGAAUCCCAAAACUGCAUGGAUUGCUAAAUGGACUCCAGGAUUUCUGUACAUACCGCGAUGGUUGUUAGCUCAGGCAGGCAAUAAAUUCUAACUCAGUACGAGUAAACUCAUAAGUUACAGUUCUCAUGACAAACAACACAGUGUCAUGUACUGUUUUAUCAUCACACGUAUUUGAGUAUAUAAUAUCAUGAAUAUAUGGUCGACAUUAUACAGUUAUGGACUUCAGGUGAGGUCUGUCAUCCCUGUUUUACGGACCUGGUCUGAACAAUAUUCACUGAGGCCGGAGGCCGAGGUGCAUAUUGUUCAGACCAGGUACGUGAAUCAAGAAUAGACCGAAACUGAAGUUUACAAUUAUUUUUAUUAUAUGACAUUUUACAAAAACAUUAAUCCUUUUGCAUGUUAUAAACACAUGGAUGGCAUCGACCAUUUUGGAAUCCCAGAUUGAAGAACUUCAAAUACAAAAUAAUAUACACACUUCAUGUGAUAUUUAAUCUAAAGUAAAUAUAAUUUGCACAAUCGACAUCAUUAAUAGCAUCACAUAGUGCAGAAUUUGAUGAGACAAUUCAUUUGUAGUUGAAUUCAGGAGUGUGGUUUGUAACAGAUUUACAGACUGGCUGGGGAAUUACCGAGGCCUCCUUUUAGUAGCGGUCUUGGUUUUCACAGAUGCUGUUGUUUUCUUAUAAUUAUUCCAUAUAUAAAUUCUGUAAUCACGUUUAUUAAUCUUAACAACAACAUGUAACAUUUAUUUAUAUAUUGAUAAUAAUGAUAUAUAAAUUGAACAGGAGAAAUCAAAAUUAAUAAACAUGUUAUAGUUUCGUUUCUCGGUGAUAGUAUUUUGUCGUGAACUACGAGGUUAAGGACCUGGCCCCAAACACGAACAAACAAGCCUUCUUAAUUUUCAAAAUUACAAAGUUCUUUAUACUUGUUACUCCUCCUUCUACUACUACUACUACUACUACUAGUAGUAGUAGUAGUAGUACUACUCAAGUAUUCUUACAUGUGUUGUUUUGUUUAAAUACAAUAUCAAGAUUGAUACAUUAGAUACUAGUAUCAUAUGGGAUGGUUUUUUUUAAACAAAACACAAUAUAACACAUUUUGUAGUGGAAGGGAGAUUACUCAGAUUUUAGAGAGUGUUUUUUUUUUAUAUUUAACUUCAAAAUGUAAUUUGAUUGCAAGGUAAUCAAAGAAACAAAAGCACAGCAAUAACCAGAAAAUAAUACGUAAUUCGUUGAAUUUUGACCAACUUCCCUUAGCUUAGUGACUUUUAUUAAUGGACUAUCAUCUAAUCUUAGACAGAAUCGCAGCAAUAUUGUCCAAUUCUAAUACAUUUGUGUUUUGGUUAAAAGGACGAUUGAAGAAGAUUAUAUAUUUUGCAAAGCUACAUGUUUUCUAAGAAGAAAAAAAACAAUAGUUUAUGUAGCCUAUUCAAGAUAAUGCUGCAAAUCCUUAUGUAAUUAAGUAUCUUUAAGAGUAACUGCAUUCAUAAAGAGGUCACAAGUAAUAAGUACAUGUUUAUGUUGAGGGGUGGAAAUAAGCGUAAAAUCUAAUGUAAAGUUAUAAUGCGCAUGAACAAGAGUACGUUCCCGGCAUUUUCAAUUGUUAAAUAUAAUGAUGUUAGACAUUGUAUCUUUGCCAAUAGUUGAUAUUUAUAUAGUGUGCCAUAAGAAUGUAUUCAGCAUUGAGAUAGCAUGUUAUAUGCAAUUAUUUUAUUUAGUAUUUAGGACACUUACGUUCGUGUGUCAUGAUUGACAUAUCUAACUGCAAACAUGUAAAUGUGAAAUAGGUUUUAUAUGUUUUAGAUUAUACAACGGUUAAUCAGCUGUCUGUACUCUAUUUGUUGUUUUUUAGUCUGUAUAUUUUUUAUAUUGUGUUGUUGUCGCCAUUGUUCAAAAUUAAAGCAAUGGUGUGGUACUUUACACACAUGAGUCGGAGGGUUUAAAGAUGAAGAAGCUCCACUCAUUCUAGUGUAAUUGAUGUUGCAAAAAUUAAGCGUCGUCGAUACCGUAUACGUCCUCAUAUCGAAUCAUUUGAGACAGGAUAUGAAACACGUAAUGGCAUUGGCAUAAGACAAUAACUGGCAUAUGUAUAUUAUAUUUAUAACUUAUUGAUCUGUUCGCUUUAAAACAGAAAGAUAUAUCCUGACCCCCAAAACAAUGUCGUUGUUUGACACUGAUGCAGUAUCCUAUUCAAUAUUUAUUCACUUCAUUAGAAUCUUUAGAUCCCUAAACCGAAUAGAACCCUUAGUGUCCUAAAUAUCCAUUUUACUUUUUAUUUCUGUAUCUACAUGUACAUGUAAGUAAUUGAAAUUUCAAAGAACGCUCGUUUUGUAUUCGGUUUGAGUUUAUAGUAAUAUAGCACCGAUAUUGAAUGGGAAGGUUGACGAAUGGGUGAAUGGAUUUUUAUUUUAUCAUGUUAACACUGUCAUGAUGAUUUGUUUUGGUGCCUUUUCAAGUUCCAUUGUUUGUACUUUUUAAUUUCCUUGUGUGUUGACGAUCUUGUUUUUUUUGUAUUUUCAUUGGUUUUUCCAACACUACCAUGCAGCCUCGUACAUAUAGUCAAAAAGAGUUAUCUUUCCUUUCUUUGUUCGUUCCCGAAAUUUUAGGAAAGAGGCUUGAUUUUAACAGGCGUAUACAAAAAGUAAAUUGCUUCAAAUAUAAUGUUAAAACGAUUUCAUAAUACAUCAGAUCGUAAUAAAUCAUUGUAUUAUAUAUAAAUUAGAUACUAAUCUUCGUAUUAUAAUAAAUCAUUCAUAUACACAAAUACAAUACACACAUUUAAAAGCAUUAAUAUUUAAUAAAAAAUACUUUUCAUAAAUAACAUGCAUACAAUGUAUGUACAGUCAAAUAACGCAAGUCACUAAACCGCGUCAACAAUUUGCUCCCAGCAUUUUGUGCAUAAUCAUAGCAAACUUCAGCGUUUUGUUACUCACUAUCUAUAAAAGUAACAACAUCAGUCAUCAAAAGGCCCGGAAAUCACAGUAUAAGCUCAACCACAAAAUAUCGCAAAAUAAAAACGACGAAAUGUUUUUCUUUUAAAUUUUAGUGAAAAUUAUUACUUCAAUCACGUCUAUGUAAGUUCAAAAUUAUAAUAUAAGACAGUCAAAACAAUACUUUUUGUACAUUUUAAGCAUUACGAAAUGAAAACACAUUCUAAGUCUUCAAUUAACGGCUUAUUAAAUUGACAAGGUGUGAUCCAGGCCUGGUUAUAUUAUUGGGAUUACAUACAUAAAUAUAUAUAUAUACAGUUGGACAGAACCCGGAUGUUCAGCGACCAGGGCUUCAUGCCACCUCGGAGCGUCCCGAAUGUCAAUAACUAUAAACUUGACAAUCGGCAUUGUAAAUGGACAAGCACAGAUUCCCAAAUAUUCACAAAUACGGGGAUUUAAAAUAUAAGAUAUAAGUUUAUGAUGUUAUAUAAUUAAUAUAACAAAAUUAUUAUAUUUAUAUGAUUAUGAAGUGGACGUGAUAUGAUACCUGGGUAAGCGAUAUCUAGUAUGCCUCUGUGUUUCAGUGACAGAUUAAGUGACAACCAUGAAUUUAAUUAAACUUUAACUGCUCAAUGAAAGUUACAAAUCUAAUUUGAUAGCAAGAAUUACAUAUAUCAACAUUAAAACUACAAAAUAACCACGGUAGGAAAACAGUACAAGUUCACAUUAAUUAGAGCUACAUAAGUUCUAAAAACUAUUCUAUAAAUAGACACGACUGACGCCUAAGCUUUGUCAGAGAAGAAAAUGGCAAUAAUUUUGUCAGGUCGGAUAUCUGAUUUUUCAGUACGUUGUUAUUUUUUAAGAAGUCUGAUAUGAUGUGUUGGUUUGAAGGACAUUUGAAUUAUCUCAAUAACAUUGCUGGCUUUACGAACUUUACAGUUCUAAGAAGGCGUGUAUAUUGUAUUGUUCGCUUUGCAGUCACAUAGACAUGCUAUCAGAAAUA